AAGGCAUGGUGGUAAGUUACAACCACCCCACGGCGAUACAAUUGCGAGUAGUAAAGAUACUUGAAGAAACUUCGAAUACAUAUCUUGCAUCAUAUUACUGCCAAGUGGCAACGAAUUGAGAUGAGAUGAGAAUGGGUUUUUACGUUUAGGUCCUUUUUCUUUAUCCAAAGAUCGUUAUUUGUCCAAUAGAUUGAAAGGUGAGAGAACUGGAGAAGUCAGAACUUCACCAGACUUUUUUGUCAACAAGAUUUCAACAAGACAAAAGUCACAAAACACUGAACGAUGAAUAUAAACACCUUUUUGAACCAACCAAAGCAGAUUCUCGUACCUCCCGCUUCCUUAUCUCUCAACGAUAAGCUUACUCUAGAUUCUUCUAGAACCCAUUUUCAGAUGUCUCGCCUGAUCUCCGUCCAACCCUCUCGCCGUCUCAUCGUCUCCAAUGCUGCUUCUUCUUCUCCUUCUCUCUCUGGCGGCUUCCAAGAUGCCGGAGCCCAAAGUAAAGAGGAGAUAGAGGCUGAAACAGAACAGGACCCAAUGAACUUAGCUGAUCCAGACAGCUGUUUCUGUGAGUUUCAAGGUGUUCAUAUACACCACAAAGUUUUUGACCCACAAACACUCUCUGAUGAUGUUUCAACUACAAGCCUCGAUCCUCAAGAAACUCGAAAAACAGACUUCCCCAUGAUUCUAUUGCACGGCUUUGGCGCUUCUGUGUUCUCCUGGAACAGAGUUAUGAAGCCUCUGGCUCGGCUUGUCCGUUCUAAAGUUCUCGCCUUUGAUAGACCAGCAUUUGGCUUGACUUCUCGGAUGUUUCACCCGUUUAGUGGUACUACCAAUGAUGCAAAACCUUUGAAUCCCUACUCCAUGGUGUAUUCCGUGCUCACUACGCUGUACUUCAUCGAUUUUCUUGCUGCCGAGAAGGCCAUUCUUGUGGGGCAUUCUGCAGGUUGCCUUGUAGCUGUAGAUUCUUACUUUGAAGCUCCUGAGCGUGUUGCUGCUCUCAUUCUAGUUGCUCCAGCUAUAUUCGCUCCUCGUCCUGUGGUCAAAACUGAUGUUGGAGAUAACCGAGGCAAAGAAGCUUCCACGAGCAAUUUUCUAGGGACUAUAGUUGAGUUGACCAAAGUCGUUAUAAGAGUAAUUUUAAGAGCGGUAACAGGGAUGGCGAAUAUGCUUAAUUCUCUAUACAAGAAAGCUUUAGCAGCUUUCCUCAGAUCCUUUAUUGGAGUAAUGCUGGUGAGAAUGGCAAUCAAUAAAUUCGGAGUAACAGCUGUUAGAAACGCUUGGUAUGACUCAAAGCAAGUGACGGAUCACGUCGUGCAGGGUUACACAAAGCCUCUAAAAGCCAAGGGAUGGGACAAAUCUCUUGUGGAAUUCACCGUCGCUACAAUAACAGAUACUAAUGGCUCAGAGAAAAAACCUCCAUUGUCGAAAAGACUGCAAGAAAUCAAAUGCCCCAUUCUGAUUGUGACUGGAGAUACGGACCGGAUUGUGCCAGCAUGGAACGCAGAGAAGCUGGCACGAGCCAUACCGGGAUCAGUGUUUGAAGUAAUUAAGAAAUGCGGUCAUCUUCCUCAAGAGGAAAAGCCAGAUGAGUUCAUAUCUAUUGUUGCAAAGUUUCUAGAGAAUGCUUUUGGAGGGUCACAACAACAAGGAUCGAACUUAAAGUUUCAAGGCAUUGUAUCAUGAAAUGAAACUAUUUUUUAUAGCUCAAUCAAAACUUGGGGUUGGGACGAAAGAAUUGAUGUUAUUAGACCUAAAGAAACAAGGUAAGACCAGAUAAUAUAUAAAAACCUAGAGACAUUGAUUCUUCAA
This is a messenger RNA of Camelina sativa (false flax), 1809 nucleotides long. RefSeq lists its product as uncharacterized. The record is from RefSeq and is a predicted model, not a curated record. Gene Ontology annotation, cellular component: chloroplast envelope. NCBI's taxonomy places the organism in Eukaryota, Viridiplantae, Streptophyta, Magnoliopsida, Brassicales, Brassicaceae.